GCCUCGCGCGGCACUUUAAAGUAUCAGUUAUCGAAACACUUAAACACGGUACCGGUGUACCUUAGAGAAUUUCUUAAAUUUAAUAAAAUGGUGCAGUAUAAAAUAGUAAUGGUUCGUCAUGGCGAAUCGGAGUGGAACGAGAAAAAUCUUUUCUGCGGCUGGUUUGAUGCUAAACUAAGUGCAAAAGGUGAGCAAGAAGCAUUAAGUGCUGGUAAAGCUUUAAAAGACGCUGGAUAUAAAUUUGAUGUUGCCUACACUUCUGUAUUAACAAGAGCACAAAAAACUUUAUCCAACAUACUUGAACAAAUCCAGCAAACUGAUCUUAAAGUAAUAAAAAGCUGGAGAUUAAACGAAAGGCAUUACGGUGGAUUAACAGGUUUAAACAAAGCUGAAACUGCUGCGAAGUACGGAGACGCUCAAGUCCAAAUUUGGAGAAGAAGUUUUGAUGUUCCCCCACCUCCUAUGGAAAAGGAUCAUCCUUACUAUGACAUAAUCUUAAAAAAUCCAGAAUUUGUUGAUGGCCCAUCAGAAGAUGAAUUUCCAAAGUUUGAGUCGUUAAAAUUAACAAUUGAAAGAACGUUACCUUUUUGGAAUGAUGUCAUUGUUCCUGAAAUUAAAGCGGGAAAGUCGAUUUUAAUUGCCGCCCAUGGUAACAGUUUGCGCGGUAUUGUUAAGCAUCUAGACAAAAUGACUGAUGACCAAAUUAUGGCCCUUAACCUACCUACCGGAAUUCCGUUUGUGUACACUUUGGAUGAAGACUUAAAUCCUGUACCAAACGGUAGCUUGCAAUUCUUAGGGGAUGAAGAAACCGUUAAAAAGGCUAUGGAAGCGGUUGCAGCUCAGGGAAAGUCAAAAUAGGAUUAUUAAUUUUUUAUAUUAUUUUAUUUAAUACUUUAAUAAAUAUAUACGCAACA
Molecule: messenger RNA, 914 nt
Organism: Onthophagus taurus
Lineage: Eukaryota; Metazoa; Arthropoda; Insecta; Coleoptera; Scarabaeidae
Product: phosphoglycerate mutase 1
Biological process (GO): glycolytic process
Molecular function (GO): intramolecular phosphotransferase activity
Source: RefSeq, a predicted model, not a curated record